Messenger RNA from Aedes albopictus (Asian tiger mosquito), 36492 nucleotides. RefSeq lists its product as uncharacterized. NCBI's taxonomy places the organism in Eukaryota, Metazoa, Arthropoda, Insecta, Diptera, Culicidae. The record is from RefSeq and is a predicted model, not a curated record. Gene Ontology annotation, molecular function: nucleic acid binding. The transcript has 2 exons. The coding region runs from base 5242 to 10230 and encodes 1662 amino acids. Gene Ontology annotation, biological process: DNA integration.
UCGACAAUAUUUUAUCUGAGCCACUUCAGUAACCUUACGCUCUCAAACCAUUAGAGCAAUCGGCCUGAAGUUUCGCAAGGAUACAAUAUUUCGAAAGGUUCGAGAUUAUUCCGCCAAACUGCAAACGUAGCAGUGUGUCCGUCUCAAUCAGCCGAUUGAGACGAUUUCAUCGGCCAUCCAUCAAGGCCACUCAUCGAGGCCACCUUCAGCCGAAGGUUCCGCCAGUUUCCACCAAUGGUCAAGUAUCGACCAGCAUAUAUUAUUUUAAAAUAUACCUUUUCAAAGAUUGCACGUGACAUCAAGUUAAGUCUAAUCGUUAAGACACUAUAAAUAUUGCUUCUCACACUAGUUCCUGUUUAAGCUAUUAAUGGCUUGUGUAGUCUAAAAAUAAAAACAUUAUAAGACUCUAAUUUUUGGGCCCCGGGACCGCCCUGUUCCUGAAGGGAACAGGCACAAGCUCCCGUCUGCUGGUCUAAGCCGCGGCAGGCGAUUGGAGUGGGCAAACACGACCUCUUUUGAUCCCGGGUCUCAGGGCGUUCGGCGCGGGGAAGUCUUCGGAAUGCGAGGUCCUAAAACUGGAAACAUACGGUGCGAACAUACAUUUAUUCAACGACUUACAUGUGAGGGUGGCUAACCCGUCCGGACUGGUAUAGGGUAGCGUUGGUUGCAGCGAGGAGCGGCGUCAACCGCGGUGACGAGCUGUGUGGAGUGACGGUGACCGCAGGGAACCGCGGCGUUGGUUGCAGGGAAGGGCGGCGUUGGCCAUCAAGAGGGACGACGUCACCCACAGCGAGAAUCGACAACAACGGGCUGUGGCCGCAGGGAAAAGCGGCGGCAGCAGCAGCGAACAUCGGCUGGGCCGACUCGAAGUGCAGCGUCGGGGUUGACCGCCGAGGAAAGCGCCGAGAAAGGUGACCUGGCGGUGGCGAAGUUUGUAGUGGCCCACCACAAGAAGCAGCGCAGAGCAGCGGUGGCCGUGGUAACCAGCCAAAGUGGCCACAGAGAAAACGGCGGUGAUGGCCGCAAUGAAGAUGAACUUUGGCCGAUCACUCGUUUUUGAAGUUUUGUCCCUUUCGACGUUUUGGCAUUCAACCAUUUGGCAUUCGACGUUUUGUCUUUCGAUGUUUUGUCUCUAAACCAAUAUAUGUAUGUGUAUAUACUGUGUAAUGGAAACAAUUUAUUUUUAGAAUAAAAAGCUCAAUCGAAUUGUUUAAGAAGCGCUUUUAGAAAAUGGCUAUGUGAGAAACGAGGAGUAAGCAAAGGAAACAGGUGCACCAAGUGUUACGAGGGGCAAGAUCUGCAGAUCACUACAUGUUUAGUUCGAUUAAUUGCUAUUAACAAAGUAUGUGUCCUACGUUCACUCAGAAUUCACAUUGACCAAAAAUAUAAAUCUUGUUUCCAUGUGUAUGAUAUUGUUUGUAUAUAGAAUAGAGGUAAUUAACUAUAGAGGGAGAAUGUCGCUGGCGUCGCCGCCGAAACAUCUCUUGCUGGCGAAGAUAGGGGGGUAUAUAAGUGUCAAAGCGAAAAAGUAUGCAGUUUGACAGAUAGAUACCCGGGAUGCAGCGACAUUCGUCCUCUAUAGUUUAUUAACUCUAUUGUAUAUAGUAUUGGGAUAUCAAAAGUAUCUCAAACUUACACCAUAUUGUUUGAAUUGAAAGCGGUUCGUCAAUAACUUCCUCCCAAAAAAUGGUCCACAGUAUAGCAUAGCAUAGCAUAGCCGACCGUAUACAUCCUGGGGUGGCUGUCGAUAGUGUAGAAGUCGUCUGGUUGAUGGUUGGAAACAGAAUGAAUUUAUUGACUAACAGUGUUCCUAACUGUCUAUUCCCUAAGCCUACUACAACGGAAACGGAUAUGAACAACAUACUAGAUGUUCACGCUACUACAACUCGGCCAUCCUGAUGAGACUUCAACCCGAAGCAUAUUGUUACAAAUCAUUGGGCGUCCAACGUUUUAAAUUACACGGAUCAAAAACCGAACUGAACGGAACUUGAUUUAAUUGAAAUCCAUCAAUAUCUGCUACAACAAAUCUAUUAUUAGGAAAAAUUUUCUUAAUUUGGUAAUGGCCUUUGAAUUGUUUUUGAAGCUUACGAGACACACCAACCUCUGGUCUGUUUGGAAUAUAAAUCAAUUCACCAACAUUGAAAGUGUUGUUUAUUUUACAUUUCUUAUCGCUAUUUUUUUUUAUUCUUUGAUUGAACUAUUUUUAUCUUUUCCGAUGCUUUUUGCCGAAUAUCAAUUAAAUCUCUUUCAACAUAUAAUUCUGAUUUUAAAUAUUCCCUAAUUUGAUCAUCAAUUUUACAUUUUUGAUUUUUUUUUCCUCCCUUGUUGGGGAAAUUAAGCCACUGCGUCCAAUAGGCUGAACUUUUGUGGCAUACCAAAAAUAUGUUUAACCCACCAUCAGUCGCUUGCGUGUACUGAGUACACGCGUCUCAGAAAAAUGCAAAAAAAUAAUCGAAAUUCGCACCAAAUUGAACCGGGUGUUGGUCCUAUUCCAAGAUCCACUCUUCUUCUUGUUAGUAAGGCAGAAAAAAAUUAAAAAAUGCACGGAAAGUACUCGAAAAAUACGUAAUUCUAACCUCACUUUUUAAAUGUGUACUCAGUACACCGGCUGUAACUUUUUUUUUUGAACCAGACCGUUACACGAGCGGUCGCGUCGUGUACUCAGUACACGGCAAACAUUUUCAAUUGAGGUUUAUAUGCUUUACUAGAUACAAUGUUGGUGUCUUCGGCAAAAAUGUCCAACUGGAUAAUGCGCGUCUGGUAGUGGACAUGUGGAACCGGUCAACACGAUCUGGUCCUGUCCCGGGUGUCGGAAUGGCCCUCGCGGGAACCUGUUUCGUGGACAUUUCAGUUAUGGCACCAAAACUAGGCAUGCGACGGCUCUAUCUCCAUGUUUUUUCAUGUACAUCUGUUGGGUACGCUACAUCAGCGCCCGUCAGACACCAUAUGCCCCACUCCACCUACGGAUGAUUUGCCACACCCAGUACCUACGGAAAGGAUCGAUCGCAAGCAGAGAAGUACACACCGUACCUACAAUGUGUCUAAAUGACAAUAGAUCGAAGAAAUUACGUUCGCUCGGUAAUGACUGUGUCAGCUUGUGAUAAAAACCUAUGAAUUUAAGUUGAAGAUCUUAAAUGAAUUUGGACUACGAUAGCUUGAAUAUUUUUGCACUUAUCUAGUGUUGUUAAUGUAGUCCAGGUAAUGGGAAAAUUAAUGCAAUAAUGUGUAAAUAUUGUGCUAAUCAUACGCCACAUAUUACAGCAUAGUUGAAAAAAGUGUCCCUUGGAUUAGCUGGACACGAUAAUUAGAAGGCAUAUGCCGUUGAAUUAGACCUUUAUCUGUUAAUUUGAACCUAAGAAUGGUAAGACUAUGAAUGAAAUACUUUCCAUUAACUAAUUGAUCGUUCAUAAACCUACAGCAUGAAUUCCAUGAUAUAUAUCAUCAGUAGUAGGCUAUUGAGUUCCGUCUGAAUUCGAUUAAGGCAGUUUAGGGUAAGAGGUCCUAUUUUCAUGUUCAGCCGCAUCAUAUUUAGCUUUAUCACACUCAUUAAUAGAUCAUACAGUAAAAACUGCGAAUAGUGGACCGUAAUCGGGUGUUAUCAACACCAAGUGUUAACAACUUCUGUUGAGCGGUAGUAAGACUACAGUAAGGACCAAAAUAAUCCAGUUAUAAACACAUUCUAAUGUAACUUUUUCCAUCAGGUAUUUUGUAAUUACUCAAUAAAUUCUUCACAAAAUCAACCAAACCCUACCGCCCAACAUCUUACAAAAUACUGUACGGUAUGUCGAGAAAGGCCUCUCCGACUGGAUCCGGAUUAAGCUCCGACGUAGGAGCAGUGAAUCGCCUCUUCUCAGCUGGCGCCAGUCGUAGCGCACCCGAGGACCAUGGGAUUUCUUUAUCCAACGACGCUGUGGUCACCGAAUUCAGCAACCUGGCCAUCGUGAACAACGCAGGACGCGAAGCGAAUGAGCCGGCGCGGUCGGUGGCGAGUGCCCAGGGCAACGCAGCAGUGGUAACAGGAGUGUCUUCCCCUCCUCCUCCCCAGGUAACAGAUGAUGAUAAUCAUAUUACGAAGGGCCAACAGUUAGGGACCAAGCGUAAGGAAGGAGCUAGUUAUACUGUUACGAAUAAUCCAGUCCGGUCUGUAAAUACGGAUAUAUACAGAAUCCUAAUCUUCGCGUUCGAAUAACACAGUUCAGUCACUGUGAAAUGUGUAAUGAACGAGAUACGAGCAGUAUGGUACAGUGCGAUACUUGUGAUUUGUGGUAUCACUUCUCAUGUGUGGAAGUAACUGGAGGAAUUGCGGAUCAAAGUUGGGUUUGUCCAGCGUGUGGUAUUCCCGAGAUCGAGCAGCGUGGUACCGAUCUACUGAAAACUGUUCCUGUAGACCCACCCCUAAGGCCGGAGAACUUGCGGAAGUCUAUCGGUAAGGCAAGCAGCAAUCGCAGCAAUCAACGAAAAGUCGCCUUACGGCUACAGAUGCUGGAAGAGCAGAAGCAAUUGGAGCAACGGUUUUUGGAAGAAAAAUACAGAAUACUAGACGAAGAGGAAGAUGACUGCGAAACUGUGGUUAGCGAAGAGGAUGUAAGAUCGAUGGAAAUGUCCAAGAUCCAAGGAUGGUUGGUAAACACCAGCAAAUGUGGUGAGGAUUCCGGUUUAGUCGUAGGAGACGGACCCGAAGUACAAGAUCAACGACCUGGUCUGAAUGAACGACCUGUGUAUGCAGAAUUCGUCGAACCACGUUCGACGCUACCACAGUUCAAUCCCAAUCAGCGAUCGACACCUCGUCAGCAGAGUCGAAACAACGAUUUACUCCGAGAAUCGGUUCCCGUAUCGCAAAGUAUGUUUUACCAACCUUCGACGCAGAUACCGCAAACUACGUUUCGUCAUCCAUCAUCGAACGUAGAAUUCCUUCACCGGUACCGUCAACCUGGUACAGCAGUCCAGUUUCGUCAGCCCCUUGAUAAUCAGUCUACAACUCAACGUGCAGGUCCAGUUCCUGUAGUUCAAUACACGCGACGAGGACACCCAUCGGCCCCAAUAUAACAAUUUCAGCCAGUCACUGGGGGCUAUCAAGUGCCUCAAUUAGACCCAGCACCCAGACACCAGGAAUCCAAUCUUCGAGACGUGGAAGACAACGUUUGCAUACUCAACCGAAGUCAGUUGGCAGCCCGCCAAGCCGUAUCCAAAGAAUUACCGGAGUUCUAUGGAAAUCCAGAGGAUUGGCCGUUAUUUUUCUCCAUGUAUAACUCCUCUACGCAGAUGUGUGGGUUUUCCAAUGAGGAGAAUAUGCUUAGACUCCGAAAAUGCCUGAGGGGAAAAGCUCUUGAAGCAGUGCGAUGCCGACUGCUACAUCCUUCCAACGUUAACAGUGUAAUUUCCACCUUGAAGAUGUUGUAUGGGAGACCGGAAGCCAUCGUGCAAUCGGCAAUCCGGAAAGUCCGGUCAUUGCCGUCACCGCAAGUCGAGCGGCUCGAUACAGUGGUAAACUUCGCACUAACAGUCGAAAAUCUGGUGGCCACAAUUGAAGCAUGCGGAAUCGAGGAUUUCGUAUAUAACGCCUCCUUGAAAUUUGAACUGGUGGAUCGUCUACCUCCUGGACUGAAGUUGGAUUGGGCGAAGCAUUCCAGAAAUAUCCCAUCACCCAAUCUAUUGGAUUUCAGUGGAUGGCUGUAUUCGAUUGCUGAGGAUGCUAGCGCGGUAAUGCAGACUUCGGUUGGCGGAAGCAGAGGCCGUGGGACGAAAGAUGGAUUUGUGAAUAUUCACGCUGAAACUGAACACUCAGGAGAAAUGCGAAGCGAACCCACAAUACAAGGACUAUCUUCAGUAACUGUACAGGAUUGCGUCGUGUGCAAAGGUAGAUGCCCGUCAAUCGUCAAAUGCAAACGAUUUGGAGAAUUGAGCCUGGAUGCGAAGUGGGCCGUUGUUCGCGACGCAAAACUGUGCCGUAAAUGCUUACGAAGGCACAAUGGAUCCUGUAGGCAACAGAAACCUUGCGAAGUCAACGGCUGUACGUUUUUGCAUCAUCCGCUACUGCAUAAUAAGUUGCAAGAUACAGAAAAGGUGCAAUCAGACCGAGCAUCGCCGAGUACCACCGGAAGCUGCAACGUUCAUCAGGUUCAAACCAGUGAAGUUUUAUUCCGUAUUGUUCCGGUGCAGCUGCAUGGUCCAUCGAAUGUUAUUCAGACAUACGCGUUCAUUGACGAUGGCUCAGAACUAACGCUACUGGAGGACAGUUUAGCAGAGGAACUAGGAGUAAAAGGACCUCGAACAUCGUUGUGCUUGAAGUGGACGGGAGGAACCAAGAGAGUGGAAGCUGAAUCGCAAAUUGUUGAUGUGGGAAUAUCAUCGACGGGAAAACCGGAUCAGCCAUAUAGGAUGACCAAAGUCCACACGAUACAAAAUCUGCAACUGCGACCUCAGACCUUAGUGCUCGACGAACUGCUGCAACGUUUCAAGCACUUGAAAGGAUUGCCGAUCGAAUCAUACACGAAUGUGUGUCCCCGAAUCCUGAUUGGCCUGGACAAUGCUACAUUGGGACAUGCAAUGCAAGGACGUGAAGGAAAGCCCCGAGAACCGAUAGCGGUCAAGACUCGGUUAGGAUGGAUCGUCUAUGGAAGUUGUUCGCGAACACAGCAAGACAUCAGCUACGUGAACGUGCAUGCUAUUGAAGUAUGCGAAUGCAACAGAGUCUCGGACGCCGAUCUUCACACUGCCAUGAAGGAAUACUUCGCUUUGGACAGCCUCGGGAUCGCGAAGCCCAGCAAGAUCCUACGGUCUACGGAGGACGAUCGAGCAAUGGAGAUUCUGGAAAAGCAAACUAACCGGAAGGAAGACCGGUAUGAAUCGGGGUUGCUCUGGAAGUACGAUGAUGUUCGCUUUCCAAACAGCACAGGGAUGGCUUUCAGAAGAUGGCAGUGUUUGGAUCGACGAAUGAAACGCGACAAAACGUUUUCGGAAACAAUACAAUUGAAAAUGACUGAUUAUGUGAAUAAGGGAUACGUGCGCAAGUUAACGGAGGCAGAACUAAAUACACGGAAGGCUUUGGAGUGGUAUUUGCCUGUUUUUCCAGUAACGAAUCCCAAUAAACCGGGGAAGGUAAGACUGGUGUGGGAUGCAGCUGCCGCUGCGUACGGCGUUUCUCUCAACUCGCUGUUACUCAAGGGUCCGGACCUCUUGACGUCCCUCCUCACCGUUCUCGUACAGUUUCGACAAUUCCGAAUUGCUGUUUGCGGGGACAUUCGGGAGAUGUAUCUGCAGAUUCUAUUGAAACAGGAUGUUCGAUUGUGCUUUUUCUGGAAAGACUGCGAAGACGAUGAAAACCCUAGUGUGUACACGAUGUUGGUGUUGCCAUUUGGAGUGUCAUGUGCCCCAACCAUUGCGCAAUAUGUGAAAAACACCAACGCUCAGCGGUUCGCCAAGGAGCAUCCUGCGGUUGUCCAUGCUAUCGUUGACCAACAUUACGUUGACGAUAUGCUUAUGAGUACUGAAACUGAACAAGAAGCGAUUGACGUGGCAAGAAACGUCAAGAAGAUCCAUGCUGAAGCCGGCUUCGAGAUGAGAAACUGGAUCUCGAAUUGUCCGCAAGUUUUGCAAGCGCUAGAAGAGCCACUAACGAAGGAGAAAAGCCUUAACCUGGAAGAUGGUGUGAUAACCGAAAAAGUAUUGGGCAUGUGGUGGAAUACGGCCACCGAUUGUUUCUUCUUCAAGAUUUCACCACGGUAUGACCCGGAACUGAUGUCUGGACAACGAAGGCCCACGAAACGCGAAGUUCUACGAACCCUGAUGAUGAUCUUUGACCCCUUGGGGCUUAUCGGUCAUUUUUUGAUGUACCUGAAAGGAGUACUGCAAGAAAUCUGGCGUACUUCUGUCGGGUGGGAUGAGUUAAUCGAAGAAAAGCAGUUCGGAAUGUGGAUGGAGUGGCUCAACGUUCUUCCAGAGGUGGCGAAGGUAGAAAUACCGCGAUGCUUCAGGACCACUACAUCGAUCGAAAGCUCAAACGAAGUACAGUUGCACGUUUUUGUUGACGCUAGCGAGACGGGAUUUGCAGCAGUGGCUUAUCUUCGAUUUCAGGAGAGACAAACAAUCGAAACAGCGUUAGUGGGAUCGAAAACUCGUGUUGCACCGAUCAAGUUCCUAUCGAUCCCACGCUCAGAGCUUCAGGCCAGCGUCAUCGGAGUAAGAUUAGCGAACACCAUACAGCAAUCUCUCACUAUCAAGGUAAACCGGCGUUUCUUUUGGACUGAUUCAACGGACGUUAUCAGUUGGAUUCAAUCUGACCAUCGGCGAUACAGCCAAUUCGUCGCGUUUCGUGUAAGCGAAAUAUUGGAAACAUCUGAUGUUAGAGAGUGGCAAUGGAUACAAACGAAACAAAACGUCGCAGAUGAAGGAACCAAAUGGAAACGAGUUCCAGACAUGAGUGGAUCCAGCCGGUGGCUGAACGGGCCGGAUUUUUUAAGCAAACCGGAAGCAGAAUGGCCCGUCAAGCAUCAAACUUCUGGAACAACUGUAGAAGAAUUACGUCCUCAUCUGCUUGUGCAUCUUAUGUCAUCUGAAGCAAUCAUCGAUCCUCAUAGAUUCUCCAAAUGGACCGAACUGCUACGCCGUAUGGCCUACGUGUUCCGUUUUGUCAAAAAUACAAGGAUUUCCGAACAGGAGAGGAGCUUUGGGCCUUUGACGUCAUCGGAGCUGGCUGAAGCUGAAAACUAUUUCUAUCGACUUGCUCAACGGAGUGUCUUCGCCGAUGAAGUAGCAGUUUUGUUAGACAGGAGAAUGUCAGAAAACUCCAAGCUUGUCAUUCCAAAGAGCAGCUCAAUACACAACCUUUGUCCGUUCCUCGAUAAAGAUGAUCUGCUACGCGUACGUGGUAGAACCGGAGAGUGUCGGUUCAUCAAUCAGGAGACUGUCAACCCCAUUCCCCUUCCGAAGGCUCAUCACGUCACUAGUCUAGUUGUGUCCCAUUAUCACAGGAAAUACCAUCACCAAAACCAUAAUGUCACCAUCAACGAACUGCGACAAAAGUUUAGUAUUCCCCAACUGAAGGCUACAUAUAACAAGGUCCAGCGAGACUGCCAGCAGUGCAAGAACGACUCUGCGCGGCCAGAACCGCCAGCCAUGGGGGACUUACCCUUACCUCGAUUAGCUGCUUACGCUCGUCCGUUCACGUACAUGGGAGUGGACUACUUCGGUCCCUAUGUGAUCAUUCUGGGACGUCGUCUAGAAAAGCGAUGGGUGCUUCUGGCCACCUGCCUCACCACUCGAGCCGUUCACUUGCAAAUGGUUCACUCUAUGACUACCGAUUCAUGUAUAAUGGCCCUCAGGAACGUCAUGGCCAGGAGAGGUGUUCCGGCAGUUAUUUAUAGUGAUCACGGGACAAAUUUUCAAGGCGCUAGCAAAGAAUUAGAGGAAGCUAUGGAGAAUCUGGACCGAGUGAGGUUCGAAACUGAGUUUACAACUUCUCAUACGUCCUGGAAAUUCAUCCCACCGGCUUCGCCGCAUAUGGGCGGCGCAUGGGAGCGCCUCGUGCGUAUCGUGAAGCAGAACCUUGCUAAACUAAAACCGAGCAGGACGAUGUCACAUGAAGUUCUGGAAAACAUGUUGACGGAGGUCGAGAAUGUGAUCAAUUCACGCACGAUGACCAAUCUACCGUUGGACGACGACCAGUCGCCAGUAUUAACCCCAAACCAUUUUUUACUGGGUUCCAGCAAUGGUUUGCGACCGUGGGUGCCUUUCAGCGACAGUUCAGAAUUGUUGAAAAAUUCUUGGAAAGUUUCGCAGAGCCUGGCCAACCAGUUUUGGAGGCAAUGGCUACGAGAUUACUUGCCGUAUAUUACCCGACGCACGAAAUGGUUCACAGAUGUGGAACCGAUUAGAGUCAACGAUCUGGUUAUCAUCGUAGACCCAAAACUUCCACGGAAUACCUGGCCGAAAGGCCGCGUUAUUGGCGUCAAACAAGGACCAGAUAAUCAAGUAAGGAGUGCCACCGUUCAGACUUCGCAAGGAAUUUAUGAACGACCCGCAGUGAAGCUCGCCGUGCUUGAUGUAGGCGUUAGAAUCAAUGCAGACUUCAAUGACCGCAUUCGGGGGGGAGUGUUGGGUACGCUACAUCAGCGCCCGUCAGACACCAUAUGCCCCACUCCACCUACGGAUGAUUUGCCACACCCAGUACCUACGGAAAGGAUCGAUCGCAAGCAGAGAAGUACACACCGUACCUACAAUGUGUCUAAAUGACAAUAGAUCGAAGAAAUUACGUUCGCUCGGUAAUGACUGUGUCAGCUUGUGAUAAAAACCUAUGAAUUUAAGUUGAAGAUCUUAAAUGAAUUUGGACUACGAUAGCUUGAAUAUUUUUGCACUUAUCUAGUGUUGUUAAUGUAGUCCAGGUAAUGGGAAAAUUAAUGCAAUAAUGUGUAAAUAUUGUGCUAAUCAUACGCCACAUAUUACAGCAUAGUUGAAAAAAGUGUCCCUUGGAUUAGCUGGACACGAUAAUUAGAAGGCAUAUGCCGUUGAAUUAGACCUUUAUCUGUUAAUUUGAACCUAAGAAUGGUAAGACUAUGAAUGAAAUACUUUCCAUUAACUAAUUGAUCGUUCAUAAACCUACAGCAUGAAUUCCAUGAUAUAUAUCAUCAGUAGUAGGCUAUUGAGUUCCGUCUGAAUUCGAUUAAGGCAGUUUAGGGUAAGAGGUCCUAUUUUCAUGUUCAGCCGCAUCAUAUUUAGCUUUAUCGCACUCAUUAAUAGAUCAUACAGUAAAAACUGCGAAUAGUGGACCGUAAUCGGGUGUUAUCAACACCAAGUGUUAACAACUUCUGUUGAGCAGUAGUAAGACUACAGUAAGGACCAAAAUAAUCCAGUUAUAAACACAUUCUAAUGUAACUUUUUCCAUCAGGUAUUUUGUAAUUACUCAAUAAAUUCUUCACAAAAUCAACCAAACCCUACCGCCCAACAACAUCAUCUUAGUAACCAUGAAAAUGACCAGUGACCUGGCUAACCCGUGGCCACUGGAAUGUGCCCUGGAGGAACCUGUUACGAGGACAUUUUGACCAUGACACCAAAACAAGGUAUGCGACGGCUUUAUCUUCAUGAUUUUCCAUAUCCAUUAUUUUAAUAACCAUGAAAAUGACCAGUAACAUCCCUGGCCAACCCGUGGCCAAUGGAAUGUGCCCUGGAGGAACCUGUUUCGAGGACAUUUUGACCAUGACACCAAAACUAGGCAUGCGACGGCUCUAUCUUCAUGAUUUUUCAUAUCCAUCAUCUUGGUAACCAUGAAAAUGAUCAGUGACCUCCCUGGCCAAACCGUGGCCACCGGAAUGUGCCCUGGAGGAACCAGUUUCGUGGACAUUUUGGCUUUGACGCUAAAACUAGGCUUGCGACGCACAGUGGUCCAGAUUUGAAAAUAUCUGGCAAAAAUUGCCAAAUCAUAGUAGUUUGCUAGUUUUAGCCUAUAUAAAUGUAUUGGAACAUGAUUUAGUGCUCAAUUUCAUUUUAAAGGCGUUUUCAUUUUUUGUCGGUUUAUUCGACCAAAAUCCGAUCAAAAUUGAUGUUUUUCAUACAGUUUUACUAUACACAUAUCAUCAUGGCGCUAUUGUUUUGGCAGCUCUUUGCAGUUGCAUUUUUCAUUAACCGAUUCUGCAUACAUAAACGAGCAUUUCGGCACCUACAUUUCAAAAGGGCGUAACUGCAUUUCAAAACAGUGCCUUUUUUGAAGCUGUGGAUCGUAUUUCAUAUUUCCCAUGAAAUCCAUCCCCACUAUCAGAAAGAGGGGGAUUUUAGCUUUCUUUUAGUGCUUAUAGAUUGUCCAAAAGAUUGAACAUACGAUCCACAGCUUUGAGAGAAGGCACUAUUUCAAAAAGCAGUUACGCCCUUUUGAAAUGUUGGUGCCGAUUUGAACGGAAUAUCCCCGCGGGGAGUAGAGGGGAGCGAUUUGUAAGACAGUUUGAAGUCGAACUGUAAGAAUUUCUCGUACUAAUGACAUGUAAUGUAAAUUUUGAAGCCAAAAGCGCUAUUUUGAUCUCUUGAUUCAUUACAGAUGUCUGAUAUACACAAGAACUUACGAAAAACUUUUGAAAGCAAUUGUAUUACUUAUAUCAAUAGACUUUUGUAGUGGUUGAACUUGUUUGUGUUCUUUAUCAAAAAUUCAGCACUUUUUCCAUCAGCAGCUAGUCAGUGCUGUAACAAGAUACAAAAUCAAUAUUUCCAAUUCUUUUAAAUGCCAAUUAGUGCUCCUGGUAUUAUGGAUGAAUGCUCAAUAUACGGUAUCCCAUAUAAGAAAUGUUCAAAAAUUGAGUUUCUGCCAGCUUUUCUCAAAAUUGGACCUCUGUGCGACGGCUCUAUCUUCCUGAUUUUCCGCGGGCGGAAACGCCGCUACGAGACCGGCACCUAUACCCUCUCCGGUUGCCGGCUACCCCACGCCGCUACUGCUGGACGCAGCAUUCCCUUUUCGUGCCUCGGAGUAAGUAAUAUAAGGUUUAAAAACUAAUCCCCAUAUUCUAGCUCGCUAAAUAAAUCCGAAGACCUCCCCAUUACCUCCUCAACGACCCUGGGACUCGAGGACACAAAAGAGGCCUUUUGUGCACGCCUCGUUGGCUGCCGUUGGCUGGCCCAGCAGCCUGAGGUUUAGAUCGACUCCCCCUCUGGGUCUCGGUACACACGUCCAGGGAUUGGCGGCAUGCACCGUGCGGUGCGAAAAAAGCGUGUGCUUCACACAAUCGCAAGUGCUCGUCUCCCGUUUUGCCGAGAGACAAGAGACGUACGAGUGAGAGCUUUCGUAAUUGUGCGAGAGACAAUCGCAGCACUAGCUCUACGGCGCGGGGAGUAAUGCACGGUGCUAGGGACUGCGCUUGUCUCCAAACAGAAAAAAAUCAAUUGAUAAAUUAAUUGAAGAGUUUGUGUUUUCGGCAAAGUUGUUAAGCUUGUCAAGGGUUGACAAGUGAUGGGUCGUUUGAUUCGAAAGUUUUCCAAUCAUGCGUAGUAUCAAGCCAAGUGCAAAGCACGGAGACAAGCACCGAGAGAGUGCAUACGACAGAGCGUCAGAGACAGGAGAGCUCCAGCGCGCGGCACACUAAGCGAGCAACACACAACCGAUUGCGCGUACUCGUCUCCUUCUAGUUUGUUGUGCUGUCUCGUAGCAGAGUGUGCGGCACGCAAAGAGUUUUGAGUCGCACCCUAUCCCUGCACACGUCCUCGAGGAGCGGUAACAUUUGGCCACGUUGCAUGCGGCCUACGAAGCUCUCUGUCACCGUAGACGUCCCCGCCUGAAAGCCUGCGGGUAUUUCACCGUGCCGGAAGUACCGUCUGGCCCCAAAGACCACUGCACGGGUCCCCAUUCCGGCCGCCGGAGUAGAUCAAGCCAAGUUCGCCACUAUCGUGAGGUCUUUCACCAACUCCUUGCCGCCGCCGCGGUGGACGCCGCUACGGAACCGACACCGUCGACCCCGCCGGUCGCCUACCAGCCCCUCGUCGCCAUUGCGGUGCCCGCCUCUACGGAUCCAACACCUUCGGCCUCGCCGGCCGUCUGCUAGCCCCUCGCCGCCGCCGCCGCUACCAAACCACCACCUUCAACCUCGCUGAUCGCCUGCUAGCCCCUAGCCUGGGGCGGUGCACGCCGCUACGAGACCGGCACCUAUGCCCUCUCCGGUUGCCGGCUACCCCACGCCGCUACUGCUGGACGCAGCAUUCCCUUUUCGUGCCUCGGAGUAAGUAAUAUAAGGUUUAAAAACUAAUCCCCAUAUUCUAGCUCGCUAAAUAAAUCCGAAGACCUCCCCAUUACCUCCUCAACGACCCUGGGACACGAGGACACAAAAGAGGCCUUUUGUGCACGCCUCGUUGGCUGCCGUUGGCUGGCCCAGCAGCCUGAGGUUUAGAUCGACUCCCCCUCUGGGUCUCGGUACACACGUCCUCGAGGAGCGGUAACAUUUGGCGCCCAACUAAAAUCCUGGAAGUUUCCCAGCAAGAAAAAAUAUUCAGUGAAUAUUUUUUCUUCUUUUGAGGUGUGGGGGAGUUUUUGCGAAAAUCGCCUUUCUCUCAAGUUUAUCAGAAAAUCCGUCCGGCUAGUUAAUCUCGCCUAUAUAGCAUUUUCAACUGAGCUGGUGAUUGUUAGAUCAAUAUCGCGUUCGUCAGAACAAAGCAAGUUGUACGACGGAAUUCAUGGAGCAUUUUCUUCCUGAAACCGGAACGAAAACUUAAAUCGCGUAUAGGAAAAGUUGUGCUUGGUAAUAAAUCACAGGAUAUUUAGAUCAACCGACAAAAUUCAUGAAUUCAAAUCCCGUAUAGCUGAAUAAAAUCUGUGCAAACGAGAAUCGAACAAACAUAAUGCCGCGGUUUUCUGGCGAAUCAUUUUGCGCCAUGUAUCGUACGCUGCGCGUCGAUCAUUUGGAGCCUGGUGAAUUAGACUAUGAGCUGCUCCUUCGGAAUAUCGUAAUCGCGGAUGACGAAUCGCGGUGCAAAAGGCGACGUCGGUUAAGAGAGGUCCUAAAACAAGAGCGGGAAGGUCAUGAGCAUAUUCUGGAGUUCGAUCAUGAUCCUGAAGUGGAUCUUAAUAAUUGUUUGAGAAUGGUCAGUGAGAUAAAACGUAUACUUGAAACGAAGGGAAUGAACAGUAGUCUUUGCAAGUCAAGAUUGCUACAUCUGGGUCAUCGUUUGACAGUGAUUAGGAACCAUUGCAGUGAGGAGCUCACUGCAACAUGUAGCAAAGAUUUUCAAGAUGUGAUUGCCCUUAUUUUCAGAACAUUUUUGGAAUGAGAAUAGUUUUUUGCUGAUGCGGAUUCAUCGUCCUCAAGUGACAGUGAAUCCCAACAAGGAGCUUCGGCAUUGAAGCCUUCUUCUUCAGUGCCAUAUACAGGUACGAAGCCGAAGCGACCAACGACAAAAUAUGUGUCAAAGUUGGACUUUACAUCCGCGAUGAAAGAAGUAGCAGACCUUUUCAGUAAUUUGACCACAGAGUUAAAAGAACUGAAGACGGACCUGAAAUCGAGAAAAGCUAGAUCAACUAGCGAGCUAGAUAUAUCUGAUUUUAUGAUGGAUGCCCUAGUGACGUCUGAUCGCAAAGAAGGUGAAGGGAACAAACCUGCUACGAGUACGCUUGUUUUUUCUAGGUCGUCGACGUGUGUAACGACAGCAAUUAAUCAAAGCAUUCUUUAUCCCCCUCCUUCGUCAACCCAGUCGACUAGAAUCUCACAAAGCAAUCAACCGGCUGUUUGUCAGUUGAACUCCACCAACCCAUUUCUGACAGAUUGUCCCCAGGAACUACCGCCGCCCCUUGAACCAACUCGUUCUGAACCGGCCGUAACAUUUACUAUUCCUCAGGGGUCCAGUCGAGAUGUAACGCCCCAUUGAGCAUCGGUAUCUCAGCUGACAUCAACUCAGGCCAGGUGGGGUAAUCCGUCGGUCAGCUAUUACCCUCGGUGGUCGGAGCCAGAAGCGCCACCACCACCGCGGGAACCUCGGGUAGAGCCUCAAUUGGAGCCUCGGAUGGAGCCUGCGGCGGAGCAGUGGCAUAUUCCAAAUGCAACCUUCACCCAGUCAUAUCCUCCGGUUCCGAGAGCUCAGUCGUCCCUUCCGACGGUCUCUGGAAGUUACGAUUAUUAUCAGGGGGAAAGGCGUCAACCCGUUUUCCACCCUCGGAAAGUGAUACCGGUUUCGCAGUGGAAAAUUCAGAAAUACAAAGCUGAUGAUCAAGGAUUGGCCAUGAAUGAGUUUCUGGAAAACGUUAUGCAGAUGGCCCUUUCUGAACAUGUGUCUGAAGAGGAGCUGUUUGACUCUGCAAUCCAUUUAUUUGAUGGGCCGGCACUCAGUUGGUAUACAGCCAUGAGAAGCCAAGACCGGCUUAGGAACUGGAAUCACUUGAUUCAGGAACUGCAAAGAGCAUUUCGUCACCCCGAUUUGGACGCCGUAUUGAGAGUUAAAAUCUAUCAAUAUCGACAACAGCGCAACGAAACCUUUCAGCAAUACUAUUGUGAUUUUACUUCGAAGGUGAAUUCCAAGGGAAUUUGCUUGAGCUGGUUGGGAAUCGCCGUUAAAUUUCAAGGGGCGUUUCAACGCGUUCUUGUAAAAUUAUGGACUUUUAUGUUAAUGCUCUUAUUACGUUAAACGACCUCUAGACUGAUUCUCUAUAAAAUAAUAUACGUAACACGCAUUGAAAAGUUUAAUGCUGAACUUUUAAACUAGAAUUUUCCAUAUUUUUUAUAAUGAAAACAUUUUAUCUCGACGAAUUCUUCUGAAAACACAUUGGACCACCCCUCCGACUAUGCUCCUCCAUCCUUACCACCAUCAGCUGGCAGCAUCGGCAGCAUGAGCAGCAUAAAAGAAAUGUCAGAUUGAAUCAAAACAAACCACACCAACAGAGAGAGAGAAUAUCACGCACGUGUUGCUCCUACGUUAAAUAUGUCAAAGCGAUGUGUCAGUUUUGUUGCUGUCUCGCUCUGCAAUCGAACGACGAUUCCAACGGCGAUUCGAACGGUGAUUCCAAAAACGACGGUUCUGAUUCGUCGUGUUCAGUUAGCAAAUCCACGUACAAUACUUGCAUAUGGUAAAACUUUUCCGCAGUAUGAGCCAACCUAUGUCUGAGUCAGAUAAAAUCGAAGUACUUAAGAUGAACUUAAGGUUCGAUUAUCGUAAGCUGUUGGUGGGGCGGCGAAUAACGUCCAUUCAGACUGUAAUAAAUCUCGGCAACGACCUCGAUGCCGCAGACUCAUCGGCCUUUGCCCGGGUUUUCGGUAAUCCCAAGAAGGAAACUUGUGCGCUUAGUAGUGGAAGAUUUAGCCCACAAAACACGCGGGUAUUUUCGAAUAAACAUCAGCAAAUGGGGAAGAACAAUCAACACCCAAAGCAAGAGAAAAAUACAAAAGCGUACCCAAACUCAAAAUCAUCCAAAGCUGAAUCCCAAACUGUUUAUCGAUCAGAGUCAACGCUGGAGAAACAUUCCUCUAAUCGAGAAUCCAGGGCAUCGAAAGACCCGUUCUCCAAGUUGGUGAGCAACUAUCGGCCACCUCCACAGGGCGAAUGCUUCAACUGCCGGGAUGAUCAUGAAACGGGUAGCUGCCCCUUACCCCGACGUUUGUUCUGUCCCAUCUGUGCAUUUCCAGGGGUAGAGUACAAAAGGUGUCCAUAUUGUUCAAAAAACUCCGUACGGGAGUCCUAAAGCCGCCGGGCUUUCUUCGAGCGCCUUUAAACAAGCAUUUCGAGACCUUUAUGGCAGAUCUGGUUAACCACUACGCGCCAAGAUCUGCAGACUCUGAAUCUGAAUACCGUCAACCCCAAGUUAACAAGAUCAUUCUCUCAUCUCCGGAUGGAGAUGAUGAUCGACCCCACGUACACUUGAGUAUUUUUGAUGUGCCACUCUAUGCGCUGCUCGAUAGUGGAAGUCAUAGAACAAUGUUCAACUCAGACAUUUUCGAUCAACUUUCGAAUGUCCGGCUUCGUAAACCAGCAGAACCCGUCGAGUUAGUCACAGCUAGUGGCGAGCCUUUGGAAAUAGCUGGAGAAAUCUUAGUACCAUAUACCUUCCAGGGUAAAACUCGAGUUCUGCCGACACUCUAUGUCCCUGGUUUAGCCGUCAAUUGUAUUUGUGGCAUCGAAUUUUGGCAUGCCUACAACAUCCGACCCACCGUUUCUGCUUUGGCUAUAACUUCUGUCGGUGCUUCUCACUAUCAAGUACCAGCCAAAUCCCCAAUAUUGUCUGAACAGCAAAAGAAUGUUUUAAACCAGGUGAAGAAAUCUUUUAAGGUUGCCUCCCCUGAUAAACUGGAAACCACCCCUCUAAUAGAGCACGAAAUAGUUCUCGGUGAGGAAUUUAAUAAGACAAAACCAGUACGUCAAUACCCCUAUCCAAUUUCCCCGAAAAUCCAAGCGGGACUUUUUGCGGAAAUCGAUCGACUACAAGCCAGAGGUGUCAUUGAAGAGUCCAAUUCCGAAUGGUCUUUGAACAUUGUCCCGAUUCGGAAAAGCUCUGGAGACAUUCGCCUCUGCCUCGAUGCCCGCAAACUCAAUGAGCGGACGAUUCGUGAUGCUUAUCCCCUACCCCAUCCUGGACGCAUCCUUGGUCUCUUACCUCGGGCCCGUUACUUGAGCACCAUCGAUCUGACAGAAGCCUUCCUGCAGAUCCCUCUGGCCCGGGGUUUGCGAAAAUACUGCCAGAUUGUCCCGAAGAUUAUCCGGAUUUCAAAAUUGAGGAUGAUCAAUUAAUGAAGUUCGUUUUUUCCAGCGACCCGGCCGAUCACAGGUUCGAUUGGAAAAUUGUCCCCUCACCAGAUGCCCGCAAACCUAUUAUAUUAUCAGCCCACGAUGAUGCAAUGCACAUCGGGGUGGACAAAACUAUUGGCAAAAUCUGCCAAAAAUAUUAUUGGCCUAGACUAACGAACGAUGUUCGCUCACACGUGCAGAAAUGCACAGUGUUCAAAGAAAUUAAACCUGCAACGGUACCCACAGUACCUUUAAUGGGUGAUAUGUGCAUAUCCAGUCAACCUUGGCAGAUAAUCGCCAUUGAUUAUAUUGGCCCUUUGCCAAGGACAAGGUCUGGCAAACAGUACAUCCUGGUGGUAAUGGAUUUGUUUAGCAAGUGGACACAAAUACAAGCUUUUCCUAGCAUCUCUGUUGGUUCACUAAAAACAACUCUGCGUGAUCAUUGGUUUGUACGCAAUUCUGUACCGUCGAUUUUACUGUCGGAUAAUGCCAGCAUUUUUACCUCGAGAGAAUUUGGCACGUUUCUGGAAAGCUUCGGAGUGAAACACUGGCCCACGUCCCGAUAUCACUCCCAAGCAAAUCCAGUUGAGCGGGUAAAUCGAUCGAUUAACACAGCGAUCCGAUCGUAUGCUCGAGAUGAUCGAAGAUCGUGGGACACAAAGCUGUCCCAAAUCGAGCUGGCCAUAAACUCUACCAUUCACACAGCUACGGGAUUUUCUCCGUUUUUUGUAGCAAAAGGGCAUGAAAUCGUUGUGAACGGGGAAGAUCAUAAUCGAUUCCUAAACGACGAAGAACAAACUUUAGAAGCUAGAAUGACCAGAAUCAAAGAUUGUAAUCCUAGAAUAUUUGAACUGGUUUCCAAAAAUCUGAAAAAGCCUACGAUCUAUCAAGCCACAAUAACAAUUUGCGUCACCGUAAGGCGGCGAAGCCCUUUAAUGUGGGAGACAAAGUGUACAAACGCAACACUAAGCAAUCUAAUGCCAGCGAGCUUUAUAACGCUAAGCUAGGAGCGCAAUAUCUCCCGUGCACUGUUGUGCAGAAGCAUGGCACUUCAUCUUAUGAGCUAGUACAUGCUUCCGGUCGAAACCUUGGAGUCUGGCCGGCAAACUUGAUUAAGCCAGCUUAAAUCAAUUUAAACAAUAGAUUCAUGAAGGAUCAGUGACCGUAGCUUUAGAAAGACCUACCGUUCUUAGUCUCUGGAUAGACCUGAAAAGAAAAAUGGUUCCAUUUUAAUUUGUAACUAGUUUUCGACGAUGUAGCGGUGUCCAGUACGUACCAGCCGGUGAAUACUCCGCUUUUAUUGUUGGAACGGCAAACCGCAGAGUCCUUGUUCCUCGAAAAGCCCACAUCAUUCCCACCGGUAAACAUACCCAGAUGCCCAACACAUCCCACACUAUUCGCGUAAAUUCAAAUUGGUGCACCUUACCACGUAGGCGCAGUAUCAUAACGUCCGAGGCCAUAAAGUCCCAGGACUUUAUGGCGCUUUUUUUUUCGGGGCAUAACUUCCGAACUUGCAGAUACGACACGAAGUCCAAGGAAAGAAGGCACAUAGGAUAUUAUGACGCAUCCAAACUUUUGGACGCUAUUGCGCAUAAAAACGCGACCUAAUGUCCAGGACUGUAUGGCCUCGGACGUUGUGAUCCGGCCCCUACCACGUAGACUCCAUGCGCGCGCGAGUCAUGGACCGAUUUAAUCGAUACGCGAUCAAUCACUGAAGCCGAGUCGACGUGCGGGCUUCGGCAUAGGAUUGCGCAGGUAUUGUUUAUAUGUGUUUAUGAAACAAUAGCAACGGCUCCGAAUAUCCGGAAUUCGAGCAGUUAUCAAUAGGAAUAGAAAAUUUAUAGCAACUAUUCUCUCAAGGUUAUGCUGAGAGUUGUAUAAUCGCAUCCCGUUCGGUUUUAGUACAAAUCCCGAGUGGACGAAGGGUUCAGACUUGAUCAUAAUUGUUAGUGCCAACCCGACCGUUGGCGAGCUUGGAUCGGUCUCGGUACGCGGUACGUCGCGUUGUAAAUAGUUUUUUUUUUCGUAAUUGUCAAUUAUCGUUUGUAUGAGAGAAAAAUUAGAUGUCAGAAUGUUAAGUGUUAAGUUCGAUUAUUCAGCUAAAGCGUAUGAUUAUGUUGCGUUGUUUUCUAAAUUGCAUGUGAUUUUCGUUAUUUUCUUUAUUUCUUUUUUUUUUAUCUGUAUUAACGAGAUUUUUAGCCCUAGUCUAGUUCAUCUCGGGACCCACGCUUUACUUCCCUUCCGAAGGAAGAACUCACAUUUUGCGAGUUUGUCGGGAGUGGGAUUCGAUCCCAGGUCCUCGGCGUGAUAGUCAAGUGUUCUAACCAUCACACCAGGUCCACUCCACAUUUAUUUCUUUACUUGAGUUAUUAAACACUAUUUUCGUGAAGCGUUUCUUAGUAGAAAUAUCUAUAUGAAGUUCGUCUGAACGGUAGUUUGAGUAGUUAUUCCAUGAGUAGAAUGCACGAACCAGCUGAGUCGAAGAAAACAUCUUUAGUGGUGAGAAUACUACGUGUAGUGUGAGGAAAAGAAAUAUUAAACAUUUCUUUUUCUUCCCAGCCCCAGGCGGAUUGUAAUCAUGAAAAUGAAUUACAAUUUAAUGAGAGAAAGUUGUUUGAAUUUGCGAUUUCAUCGUUUAGUUAGCGUGCUUGGUUUGGGGGGCGGUUUGAGAACCCUAUCGCUCUGGGCAGCGCUACCAAUGAGGGGAGGCGUUUAGAAUUCCUCAACAGAUGGCUUUGCACUUUGGUUGGGUGGAUGACAGGCCAUGCAGCGGAUCUGGGAAAACGCAUUUGCGGGCGAGUGUGAUGUUGUUUGAUGAGGCUGUGAAAAGAGAGAUCGAUGGGACGGUGGGCUGAUUUGUAUUUCGACCGUCAAAGGGGCAACACCGUGAAGAUCGGAGAGUCCUGUGGAGUCAAUUGACCAAAGAAAAGUUUUUUUUGUGGAGACAGGUCGCAAAGUUCCCAUCUUGUGGACGGAGCGUUGAUUCCUGCAUAAUCCGGAAUCGUCGUGGAUAAGUACCCACCGGAGUCCCAUUGUUGUUGCGGUGCGCGCUGCCUUUGCACCCUAUUCGCCGUUGGCCGAUAUUUCCACCGGCCGCACGUGGUCACCGGGUACUCACCACCGUUGCGAACCCACUAUCGCUGCGGGCAUCCUGCCGCCUCCCUUCGUGAACGCCAUUGUUGUGCGACACCCGACAUCGCCGCCACGUUGCAUGCGGCCUACGAAGCUCUCUGUCACCGUAGACGUCCCCGCCUGAAAGCCUGCGGGUAUUUCACCAUGCCGGAAGUACCGUCUGGCCCCAAAGACCACUGCACGGGUCCCCAUUCCGGCCGCCGGAGUAGAUCAAGCCAAGUUCGCCACUAUCGUGAGGUCUUUCACCAACUCCUUGCCACCGCCGCGGUGAACGCCGCUACGGGACCGACACCGUCGACCCCGCCGGUCGCCUACCAGCCCCUCGCCGCCAUUGCGGUGCCCGCCUCUACGGAUCCGACACCUUCGGCCUCGCCGGCCGUCUGCUAGCCCCUCGCCGCCGCCGCCGCCUCAGAGUAAGUAAUAUAAGGUUUAAAAACUAAUCCCCAUAUUCUAGCUCGCUAAAUAAAUCCGAAGACCUCCCCAUUACCUCCUCAACGACCCUGGGACUCGAGGACACAAAAGAGGCCUUUUGUGCACGCCUCGUUGGCUGCCGUUGGCUGGCCCAGCAGCCUGAGGUUUAGAUCGACUCCCCCUCUGGGUCUCGGUACACACGUCCUCGAGGAGCGGUAACAAUAUCCAUCAUCUUAGUAACCAUGAAAAGGACCAGUGACCUCCCCGGCCAUCCUGUGGCUACUGGACUUUGCCUUGAAGCAACCUGUUUUGAAAACAAUUUUGACCAAGGCGCCAAAACUAGGCAUGCAACUGCUCUAUCUUUUUGAUGUUAUAUAUCCUUGGGUAAAUCGCCAAUUGUUACACACCUUAUUGCUUUUUUUGCACCGUAUUCGACCCCCUGCAGAAAUUUUUUGUCACAUCACAAUAUGUUCUCACCAGUUUCAGCACACAUUGGUUCAUUUCGCUGCUAGCAAUUUAAAGCGUCGGUUACACUUUUUGGGUGAUGCAUGGAAUAAUCGGUUUGUUUACUUGCUACUUUCUUUGGUGUUUGACGUGUGAACAAAUAUUUUGGACGAUUGAACAUUUGCACGGUAAUCUAAAAAGCAAAGCAAGAUGCAAUAAAAAGUCGCCAAUUGUUGCACAUCUCAUAAGUAUUUUUUUUUCCAAGGAUUUCACCGGAAAUUUUUCCGAAAACUCAUGCUAAGACUUCGGCUAAAACCACCAGGAAUAUCUUCAGAGAUUCAAUCAAAGAUUGCUGGUUCCGGGAAACCCUGCUAAAUUACUCCAGGGAUGCCUCAUUUUCUUUUAAAGCACUUCUUUUAAUGAUUCCUUCAGGAAUUUCGACUUUUCAAUAGAUUCUCGCUGUGAUUCCUCUAGAAGUUUGCUUUGAAUCCCUCCAGAAAUUCCUACUGGUUUUCUACAUAAAUUCUUCAUGUUCCAUGAAUUCCUUUACCAAGAAUACCUUUGCAUAUUUCGGUGGAAAUUCAUUCGGAGGAUAACCACGAAAUUUCGCCAAAAAUUUAUCAAGAAAUUUCUCUAGGAUUUAUCAAAGAAUUUCUUAAGCCAUUUUCUGCAGGGUUCUUCUAGGACAAGGCGGACUUGCUCCGGCGUUAUAACUCGCAGUAUCGCAUGAAACCGAAUUUGCUUCCACUGCUGUCUACUGCCAUGUCUUUUGGAGUUUGAAGGCUAUGUUUCAGUAGGAAUGAUAUGUCAAGAAUAAGUACAGUAUACGUUCGGUCGGUGCAAACGGUUUAACUGCAAUGCUGCUUACCUGUAAAUCCGGUGAGUUCAACAAAUUUGGAGUCAUCGCACCGCCAAACGUCAAAAUGAUGUGCCAUGUUUGCCCUAAUAGGAUGGAGGAAUUGAAUGAAUGUGGAUGAAUUAAACGAAGAGAAAAAGCAGGAUCUUCGUAUAACAAAAUGCAAAAGUAACUGAUGCUUUAUCCUCAUUCACGCUAGAUGAAUAAGUUUCUCUGGCCUAUGAACAGUCACAUGAAGUUCACGUUCAUUUUACGUCAAUGGAUGGCUUGAUGACAUCUGUCAGGCGUUGCAGUUACUCAACUUCAUUCGUUAAGUGAAACGUAAACAUGUAGCAGUUAGCAACUAAACAAAAUGGCUGACACCGAAAACUAUCAUAUAACUGCGAAACUGGCUAGCAGAAUUGGUUCCAGGAGGAGCGUAAUAAUAUAAAGUCUAUUCCGUGAAUCACGCUUAUUAUUCAAAUAGCAAAACAUUGGAACCAUAAAAAAGUUACGUUAUACCGAGAUAAAAGUUACGUUAUAUUGAGUUACGUAAUAUCGAGGCUACGUUAUACCGAGGUAUUACUGUAUAAAAAUCAGUUGGUAACCAAAACCACAAAACAAAAAAUUCCGGCUCCGUGAAGCAAAAAAAAUAUUUUUUAGUUCUUUCUAUUCGAAAAUUACAAAACAAGAUUGAACAUAUUCUUAUACAAUACAAUAAACGCUUUUGGGUAGGAAAUAGGUAUCAAAUUAACGGAUUCACCAUGCUAUAAGCGAAAAUUAUAUGCAUGACCACCCUCAUAUAGAGUAGGGACCGUGAGCGCUGGUAUUUUUCACGGUUACUUAGGGUGAAUCGUCAAUUAUUGCACACCUUGAAAAUUUGCUAAUUGUUGCAGACUCAAUGCUUUGCUUAUGAGAUGUGCAACAAUUGGCGAAUUUUUAAGGUGUGUAACAAUUGGCGAUUUACCCUAGAUGAUGGAUAUAUAACAUCAAAAGGAUAGAGCAGUUGCAUGCCUAGUUUUGGCGCCUUGGUCAAAAUUGUUCUCAAAACAGGUUCCUUCAAGGCAAAGUCCAGUGGCCACGGGAUGGCCAGGGAGGUCACUGGUCCUUUUCAUGGUUACUAAGAUGAUGGAUAUGGAAAAUCAGGAAGAUAGAGCCGUCGCAUGCCUAGUUUUGGCGUCAAAGAAAAAAGGUCCACGAAACUGGUUUCUCCAGGGCACAUUCCGUUUGCCACGGUUUGGCCAGGGAGGUCACUGAUCAUUUUCAUGAUUACUAAGAUGAUGGAUAUGAAAAAUUAUGAAGAUAGAGUCGUCGCAUGCCUAGUUUUGGUGUCAUGGUCAAAAUGUCCUCGAUACAGGUUCCUCCAGGGCACAUUCCGGUGGCCACGGGUUGGCCAGGGAGGUCACUGGUCAUUUUCAUGGUUACUCAAAUAAUGGAUAUGGAAAAUCAUGAAGAUAGAGCCGUCGCAUGCCUAGUUUUGGCGUCAAAGCCAAAAUGUCCACGAAACUGGUUCCUCCAGGGCACAUUCCGGUAGCCACGGUUUGGCAAGGGAGGUCACUGGUCCUUUUCAUGGUUGCUAAAAUAAUGGAUAUGGAAAAUCAUGAAGAUAGAGCCGUCGCAUGCCUUGUUUUGGUGUCAUGGUCAUAAUGUCCUCGAAACAGGUUCCUCCAGGGCACAUUUCAGUGGCCACGGGUUGGCCAGGGAGGUCACUGGUCAUUUUCAUGGUUACUCAAAUAAUGGAUAUGAAAAAUCAUGAAGAUAGAGCCGUCGCAAGCCUAGUUUUGGUGUCAUGGUCAAAAUGUCCUCGAAACAGGUUCCUCCAGGGCACAUUCCGAUGGCCACGGGUUGGCCAGGGAGGUCACUGGUCAUUUUCAUGGUUACUAAAAUAAUUGAUAUGACAAUCAUGAAGAUAGAGCCGUCGCAAGCCUAGUUUUGGUGUCAUGGUCACAAUGUCCUCGAAACAGGUUCCUCCAGGGCACAUUCCGGUGGCCACGGGUUGGCCAGGGAGGUCACUGGUCAUUUUCAUGGUUACUAAAAUAAUUGAUUUGGAAAAUCAUGAAGAUAGAGCCGUCGCAAGCCUAGUUUUGGUGUCAUGGUCAAAAUGACCUCGUAACAGGUUCCUCCAGGGCACAUUCCGGUGGCCACGGGUUAGCCAGGGAGGUCACUGGUCAUUUUCAUGGCUACUAAGAUGAUGGAUAUGAAAAAUCAUGAAGAUAGAGCCGUCGCAUGCCCAGUUUCAGUGUCAUGGUCAUAAUGUCCUCGAAACAGGUUCCUCCAGGGCACAAUCCGGUGGCCACGGGUUGGCCAGGGAGGUCACUGGUCAUUUUCAUGGUUACUAAGACGAUGUAUAUGAAAAAUCAUGUAGAUAGAGCCGUCGCAAGCCUAGUUUUGGUGUCAUGGUCAAAAUGACCUCGUAACAGGUUCCUCCAGGGCACAUUCCGGUGCCCACGGGUUAGCAAGGGAGGUCACUGGUCAUUUUCAUGGUUACUAAGAUGAUGUACAUGAAAAAUCAUAGAGAUAGAGCCGUCGCAUGCCUAGUUUGAUGCCAUAACUGAAAUGUCCACGAAACAGGUUCCCGCGAGGGCCAUUCCGACACCCGGGACAAGACCAGAUCGUGUUGACCGGUUCCACAUGUCCACUAUCAGACGCGCAUUAUCCAGUUGGACAUUUUUGCCGAAGACACCAACAUUGUAUCUAGUAAAGCAUAUAAACCAAGGUAAUUUUAAUGGAAGGUACUGGCAUAUACGCAGUCAGUAGAUGCGGGGAGAGGCUUAUGACGGGGGUGGAGGGAGCGACUGCUGGCGAGUUUGUUUACGCUGUACUCUAUCGGUUUCUUUGGGGUUGCUAGGGUUGCUAGGAUUUGUUUACCCCCACACAAGUGAAAAUUUUUGUCGUAGUGGCAGAGCAACAGCAGUUUCUAAUGUCGAAUUCGUUUUUGAACCUGGGUUGGAACUGGAUUGGCGGAAAAUGUGUAAACAAACAAACGUCAAACAAACUCAAACAAACUUUAGUACAAGCGAAACCGAAGUCGGGUUGGGGUUGAAACUGUGAUCUCAUCCAGUUCCAACCCAGGUUGGAACUGAAUCAAAAACGAAUUCGACAUAAGUUUUCAAAAUGUGGAUUUCACCCGGAGUUGUAACUUUUUGGGCAACAGGUAGUGAUGCGGAAGAUGGGUGGCUAGGACUAGCCGUGUCCAUCAAGCCGUUGGUACCCAGGUAUGACAGGUACUAGCAGGAGGAUCCUUAAGUCGGCGAGAAACGGUUGUUCGCAACCAUUGCGAAGAGUUAGCAUUUCUAAAUAAAUCAUAGAUUUCGACACAUUAAAUAGACGUAAUUAUCUGCCUCUUUCCAUGCACUAAUAGCUUAUCAAGUUUAAUCAAUGAAUCAUCACAGUAGACUGUCGCCCUGUAUAACCGAAACAAAAGAGAAUACGCAACCUAACAACUGAUAAGGUCAGGACCCUACUGCACCACGCAGUCGUAGGCUGAUCACGUGAUUCAGAAAGAAAGCAUGAUAAGGUGUCGAUGUGUCGUUCCUUUAGGUUUAGAAUUAGUAUAUAAGCACUACUUGAACCAACGAAAUACAUGAUCUUUUGUCAGUCGAAAUAGUGCGUUUCACUGUGAAAGAACUCAUCCUCGGGAAGUGACUCCUCUACCAAGGUGGAUUUCAAUCCUCUAAGAAAGCCAGGACUUCUAAUGCAAGUAACCAGCUCUUAGGUUUUGAAUUAUCUCAGAAGUUUCACUUCACCUCUUCGACAAUAUUUUAUCUGAGCCACUUCAGUAACCUUACGCUCUCAAACCAUUAGAGCAAUCGGCCUGAAGUUUCGCAAGGAUACAAUAUUUCGAAAGGUUCGAGAUUCUUCCGCCAAACUGCAAACGUAGCAGUGUGUCCGUCUCAAUCAGCCGAUUGAGACGAUUUCAUCGGCCAUCCAUCAAGGCCACUCAUCGAGGCCACCUUCAGCCGAAGGUUCCGCCAGUUUCCACCAAUGGUCAAGUAUCGACCAUUUUUUGGUCCUUCGAACCGGAUAUCUGAUCCACAACCGUGUGAGCGGAGAUACCCAUCCGCUAAAGGUUGCUGCUAGCCACAGGGGUUAGUCCAGUCCAACCACAUUCCAAGAGGAAUACAAGGAUUCCUCUGCACAGCUACAUCUACAGUUAGGACAUAAAUCCACAAUUGUAGGUGGAUGAUCGGUCCACUCCGUUCCCAGACCGUUGCUUCCGGAAACAAGUUGGUGACAAUCAGCCGAUUGUACCAUCAAACCUCUAAACCGUGAUAACACCCAAGAAAGGAAAGCAUCGUCGUAAAGAAGUACAUUAUCAGUGAAAGGAAAUCAACGAAAUUUCGUGGUAAUCUCUGUGUCCAGUUACAAAGCUGUAGCAAAUGAACAAUUAUAGGGAAAGACGUGUCCCCAGAAAAUAGUAAAAGUGACCCAUUACAAAGUGCAAGAACUAUAACCUAACGAUCGGAACAAACUUUCUCGAACAUUAAGUACAUUAAAACCUGAAGUGAAAAAAGUGUUUUACCAAUGCCGAUUGAACAUACUCCAGUGAAAGAAGUAAAUACCGCACAGAUGAUGUCGGAUAUGAAAACCUCAGUUCAUCUACGUGGCCAAGUCAAGGCCAAAAUAACGCGCAUCCGUAAAGCGAUUGAGGAGGCUAACGCGACAAAUGCUCAAUAUGACUCCGCGCAAUUGAAAAUGUUUUCCCACAAUCUGGAAAAUCAUUACAAAGAGUUCUUGAACAUCCAUCAUAAUGUGGUGGCAGUAUGCCCUCCCGAGAGAAUUGAUGAGCAAGAUCAAGUAGGGAAUCGCGCUACUUGGGCGGUGACUUCUAUAUUCGUCUGUUUUCCACUAUAACUCAGUCAAAUUUGAACCAAUUGACACAACUUUUGGAAUGUGGUGAGAUAGGUAUAGUAUCUACCCGUGUACAACAUUUCAACUCAAUUUGAUCAAAAUUGACUGAGUUAUAGUGGAAAACAGACGAAUAUAGAAGCCACCGCCCAAGUGGCGCGAUACGGAAAGUACUUACAGGCUUACGUGUCUGAGGGUUGCAAGCGCGUACCGUACCGUGUCACACGACGCUCUCUGUGUCAUUACUGGUAUGGUGCCUAUCAGCAUUCUUAUCAGUGAGGACAUGGAGUGCUUCGAAAUGCGCGGCACAAGAGGCAUACGCAAAACUGUCAGGAUGGCCUCUAUGGUCAAAUGGCAGUGCGCGUGGGACAGUUCCACCAAAGGAAGGUGGACCCAUAGGUUGAUACCGAGGGUAGAUAGUUGGAUUAAUAGGCGCCAUGGGGAAGUUUCAUUCCACCUGACACAGGUCCUUACAGGUCAUGGUUGCUUCCGACAGUAUCUACACCGUUUCGGGCAUGCGGAUUCUCCCGAAUGCCCAGUGUGCAAUGGUUUAGAGGAAACGGCGGAACACGUGUUGUUCGUGUGCCCGCGUUUUCGCACAAUGCGUGACCGCAUGCUUGCCACAUGCGGGGAGGACACAACUCCGGACAACUUGGUCCAGAGAAUGUGUAGGGAUGAGAUUAGCUGGAAUGCCGUUUCAACGGCUAUCACCCAUAUCGUCUGGGAGCUACAGAGGAGGUGGCGCGUGGACUCGGAGAAUGGCUAGUCCAGAUGCAGUACAAGAGGUGGUCCAGGGGUUCGAAGUCGGCUUCGUAGGUCAUACCGGUGCCCUGCGGUCGAGAUCGACCCUUACAGCGAUUAAGUGGCCGCGGAGAGGAAGUCCCGGUAGCGGUGCUGUCGUGGCGUCGGUCUACUGGGUUGGAUCUGAGCCCGCGGUUGGAAAGGGGUCCCCGGCAAGGGUUGGGGUAGGUGAGAUCCUGCUGUCUGCAACCUACGGGUGCAUCUGAUAGGGCCUGAAGGGUAGUGAUACCCUUCCUUUGCGGGCAGGUCAGAUCGGGUUGCACGUGGGCAUCAGUUCUUGAUGUCCGCUCAGCAGUAGGGCGCGGGCGGGGUUGACCCUGCCCGCCUUCCGAGGACAAAGGGAGUGGCGAGGACCACUCGGGAAACUGGCUAAGCGCCAGCAUGCUAUCGUGAUGGACUCUCCAGAGCGAGUCAUCGAUGUUCGUUGCUGCUAGGCUACGGCAGCUAACCUUGAGGGUGCGAUAUGCACUAGCCCCUCUCUGAAGCAAUACCUUCUUGGUGGUUCCGGAGAGACGUAGGGUUUGGCGACCAUAGGAAUGUGUUUUAGUGGGUCGAGGAGAGAGUAGUCCUGGCUUCUACCGGCAUUGUAGAAGACGGCCUCAUCCCCACACUACCCUAACCUUCCUGUUAGGGUGUCUGAUGAGCAGAUUUAUCCCCCUAUGGUUUAGAAAAAAAAAAGUGGCGCGAUACCCUAUACCUGGUGUUCGAAAUACAAUUCAAUAAAACCUAUGUGUUGCUGGAACGAGCAAUACAGGCAAGCCGUGACCGUUCCGUGGUCCAACCGCAAGUGCAAACCAACGAAAGCCCUCGCAUCAUUGUUCAGCAGCAGCCAUUAAAGGCUCCAAUUCCAACUUUCGAUGGCAAACCAGAAAAUUGGCCUCGCUUUAAAACCAUGUUUUCGGAUGUGAUGCGAUCCUCCACCGACUCAGAUUGCAUCAAGCUGUACCAUCUCGAACGCUCUCUAGUAGGAGCAGCUGCUGGCAUUAUCGACGCACGCACUCUCAAUAACAACAAUUACGCCCACGCUUGGGAAAUUCUCGAAGACCGUUUCGAGAACAAACGGGUAAUCGUUGAUAUCCAUAUCCAAGGUUUAUUAAGUCUCCGUCGUCUGAACCGGGAAAAUCAAAAAGAGCUACGAGAGCUCAUCGAUGAAGUGACUCGGCACGUCGAUGGGUUAGCACUUAUCGACAACGAGUUGGAUGGAGUCGGAGAGAGAUUUGUAGUUAAUCUUGUGUCUGGAGCAUUAGAUAAGGAUACCAGGAAAGAAUGGGAAGCAUCCAUCCCGCAUAAGGAAAUUCCAUCCUACGAAGACACCAUUGAAUUUCUAAAGAAACGGUGUGCCAUCCUCGAACGCUGUGAAGGUUCAUCGAAAAUUCCAUCAAUCAUGAAGCCAUAUAUCCCUGUAAAGAAUGCUGCCAAGUGCCAACCAAAUGAAGAACGCACAAGCCAAAUCAUGUGCUAUUACCAGAAGUUCCGAGACAAUUUGUGAUAUAUGUUCUGGUAUGCAUUCCAAUUUCAAAUGUGAGGUUUUCCGUGCCAUGUCCAUUCCUCAACGCCAAGCAAAGGUUCGAGAGCUGCGAAUGUGCUACAAUUGUCUACAAAAAGGUCAUCCAGUCAGUUCCUGUAGUUCAUCCAGAACCUGCCAGAAAUGCCAAGGUCAACAUAACACACUUUUACAUGUUGAGAAAACAUCCUUUGUGAAUACGAGACCUGUGCCAUUCAAACAAGAGCUUGGACAAAUCCCAAAAGUUCCUGAAGAAAAACCUAUUACAACAUCUUGUUCAAUAAGUAAGGCUCCUUUUGAUAAUAGCCUUUUGAUGACGGCUGUUGUUAAUAUUCUGGAUAGUAAUGGCAAAUUUCAUCCAUGCCGAGCAUUUUUGGAUUGUGGAUCGCAGGCUCACUUGAUAUCGGCAAGACUACUGCAAAUAUUAAAGCUUCCACACAUUCCUGCCAAGGUUGAGAUUAUUGGGGCCAAUGGAAAAAAGACAACUCUCAACAAUAUGGCCAAAACUGAAAUACGUUCCAUACAUUCCGAUUAUCAUGCACAAAUAGAGCACCUCGUUACAGAUCGGAUCACAGGUGUGAUGCCAUCUGGAAAAAUCAACACGCAAUUCUGGUCAACUCCUCCCGGAUUACCACUUGCAGAUCCAACGUUCCACAUUCCAGGGGAAAUAGAUCUCUUGAUAGGAAUCAAGCUAUUUUUCCAUUUACUGAUGCCAAAUCAGCUGAAGAUUUCCAACGAUCUUCCCAUACUUCAAGAAACUCGUCUAGGAUGGGUUGUCGCUGGAGCUAUGGACGACGAAAACGUGGAUUUAAUCUACAACCGACAACAGUGCCAUGCUGUCAUUCUUGAACCACUGAAUAAAACCAUGGAAAAGUUUUGGUGUCUGGAAUCCGUCGGAUCAUCUCCAUUGCUAUCUAACGAAGAGCAGCAAUGCGAAUCCAAAUACUGUUCAACAACUACUCGUGAUAUCAACGGUCGCUACAUCGUCCAGCUACCUUUGAAGGACACAGCAUCUAACCUAAAGAGCAAUCGUUCCCUUGCUCUCCGUCGAUUUUUUAUGCUAGAACAGAGACUUAAGAAAAAAUACGAGAUGAAGGAGUUAUACUGCAAUUUUAUUGAUGAAUACAAACAACUUGGUCAUUGCCAGCGAGUGAAUGAGCUUGACGACACUCCAGGAAAGAUAACUUAUUAUCUACCACAUCCCGCAGUCCUCAAACCAUCAAGUUCCACAACAAAGCUUAGAGUUGUGUUUGAUGCUUCAGCGAAAUCCUCGGGUGUUUCCCUCAACGAGACAUUGAUGAUUGGUCCAACAGUCCAAGAUGACCUCUUUUCAAUUCUUUUAAGAUUUCGUAGGCAUCGCUAUGCCUUUACUGCAGACAUUUCCAAAAUGUAUCGCCAAAUCCGCAUCGACCCAAGCCAGACAUCCUUGCAACGAAUUUUCUGGCGAAAAGAACCAACCGAUCCGCUGGAAGUUCUAGAAAUGACAACCGUCACCUACGGGACAUCCAGUGCACCAUUUCUAGCCACGCGAACUUUGAAGCAAUUGGUCAUCGAUGAAACAAAACGCUAUCCCGUAGCGGCGAAAAUUGUGGAAGAGGAUUUCUACGUUGAUGAUGUCCUUUCUGGUGCCGAUACCGUCGAAGAUGCUAUUCAAUCCCGAUUGGAGCUGACCCAUCUUUUGCAUUCCGGAGGUUUUCCCAUACACAAAUGGUGUGCUAACAACGAAGCCAUCAUUGAAACAGUUCCAGAAGGGGAAAGAGAAAAAUUUCUUACCUUUGAAGAUGCGGAUAUAAACGAAUCCAUAAAAACGCUAGGAUUACUAUGGGAUCCAAAAAAGGACAUUUUCCUCUUUGUUCCUGAUUGUUUUUCAUCAAACCAAGAACCUCCGACCAAACGUCGUGUUCUUUCCGAAAUUGCAAGGCUUUUCGAUCCCCUUGGUUUUGUGUCUCCCGUAAUAGUGAAUGCCAAGGCUAUAAUGCAGCAGGUAUAGUUAAGCAAGUUAGAUUGGGACGAUAUACUUGAAGGUGAUUUACUUACGGAAUGGCAAAUAUUUCGUGAUUCACUUCAUCAAAUCCAGCAAAUCAGAAUUCCAAGAUAUAUGGCACUACAUGCAGCUAUUCAUUACGAAAUUCAUGGGUUCGCCGACGCGUCCAACCUGGCAUACGGUGCGUGUAUUUAUAUUCGUGCAGUAUCAAAUCAAAUCGUGAAAACUACGUUGAUAUGCAGUAAAUCCUAAAUAGCGCCAAUAAAUGGUCUAACCAUGCCAAGAAUGGAGCUCUGUGCUGCGCUAUUGCUAUCUCGAUUAGCCUCAAAGGUUGUUCCUGCCCUCAAGAUGAAUUUCAACCAAAUCACAUAUUAUUCUGAUAGCCAAAUCUUCCUUGGGUGGCUAAGAAAGUCUCCCACUCAACUAGAAUUAUUCGUUCGCAACCGUAUCAUGGAGAUUAACAAUCAGACACAAAACGCCCAAUGGAGGUAUGUACGAACAGAUGAGAAUCCAGCUGAUGUGGUAUCCCGCGGCCAACUACCACAACAGCUUGCCGUGAACUAUUUGUGGUGGAAUGGACCAUCAUUCCUCCGCAACCAUGUGAUCCAGAAUGAAGAACCUGAACCUAUUCCAGAUUGCGAGUUACCAGAAUGGAAGCCCACUGUGAUUGUUACGCCUGUCGUUCGACUCGAGACUCUUCCAUUUAUGACCAAAUUUAGUUCCUUCCGACGACUCCAAAGAAUUGUCGGAUAUAUUUUGCGAUUUAUAAGGAACACUAAAUUGCCUAGGUCCCUUAGAAAUAUUUCAAAAUUUCUCACCAUUCCUGAGAUGAGACAAUCAUUGGAAGUCAUCGUCAGAUAUAUCCAACAAACCGAACUAUUUGAAGAUAUCCAUUCCCUGAAAUCUGGUCAACCUACUCGUCGACUUGCAAACCUUUGUCCCAUCAUGGAUAACGAUCUUCUGCGUGUUGGAGGUCGGUUGCAAAAUUCACGAUUAUCAUACAAUGCUAAACACCAACUAAUUCUUCCAAACAAAAAUCCUAUAACGGAGUCCCUUGUGAGAGCAUUACAUGAGGAGAAUUUACACGUUGGUCCGUCCGGCUUAAUAUCCCUCAUUAGACAACGGUGGUGGCUCCUCAACGCCAGAAACACAGUACGUAAGGUAACGAGAUCCUGUAUUAUUUGUUUCCGAUCCAACCCAAAACUGCUUCAACCACCAAUGGGUAACUUGCCCGAAGCCAGAGUGGUUCCUUCCGCUCCAUUUUCCAGAACAGGAGUUGAUUUUGCAGGGCCGAUUUUUAUUCGUCGAGGAGGAAGAAAAUCAGUACCGGUCAAGGCCUAUAUCUCGCUAUUCAUCUGUUUGUCUACAAAGGCAAUACAUUUCGAAGUCGUAUCGGAUCUGACUGCAGCAGCAUUCAUAGCAGCACUCCAUCGAUUUGUGGCCCGACGCGGUCUUGUCGAAGAAAUACAUUCAGACAAUGGAACUAAUUUCGCCGGUGCUAGAACUGAACUACACGAUUUAUAUCUGUUGUUUCAAAAGGAUCAAAUGCAAGGAAAGUUGAAUGAUUUCUGUCAACCACGGGAGAUAAUAUGGAGAUUCAUUCCACCUCGCGCUCCAAACUUUGGUGGACUAUGGGAAGCCGGAGUGAACAGCACAAAAACACACUUGAAGAAAAUAUUACGCAAUGCUUCCCUAACAUUCGAAGAAUACUACACUGUGUUGACCCAGAUUGAGGCUAUCCUCAAUUCACGCCCUCUCUUUUCCCACUCCACUGAUCCUACUGAACUUGAGGUGAUUACACCAGCGCAUUUCCUCAUAGGUCGUCAAUUAACUGCUAUUCCUGAACCUACCUUGGAAGAUGUCCCAGAAAAUCGGUUGACCCGUUGGCAACAUCUACAGAAAUUACGGGACCACUUUUGGAAACGCUGGUCAAAUGAAUAUUUGAACACAUUGCAAACUCGUCAAAAAUGGACCAAACAUUCAAAAAACAUUACUCCAGGAGUUGUAGCUUUGUUAAAGGAAGAAAAUACGCCGCCCCAGUCGUGGAAAUUAGGCAAAAUUGUGACAGUGUAUCCAGGUGCUGACUGCACUAUUCGUGUUGCUGAUGUCCAGACUGCCGCUGGUCUGUAUCGCCGACCAGUAUCCAAGUUGGCCCCACUUCCCUUUGAGUCUAAUGUCCCACAAUCCAAUAACGCUUUAGAUUUAAGCGCGGGGGGUGAAUGUUCGCAACCAUUGCGAAGAGUUAGCAUUUCUAAAUAAAUCAUAGAUUUCGACACAUUAAAUAGACGUAAUUAUCUGCCUCUUUCCAUGCACUAAUAGCUUAUCAAGUUUAAUCAAUGAAUCAUCACAGUAGACUGUCGCCCUGUAUAACCGAACCAAAGAGAAUACGCAACCUAACAACUGAUAAGGUUAGGACCCUACUGCACCACGCAGUCGUAGGCUGAUCACGUGAUUCAGAAAGAAAGCAUGAUAAGGUGUCGAUGUGUCAUUCCUUUAGGUUUAGAAUUAGUAUAUAAGCACUACUUGAACCAACGAAAUACAUGAUCUUUUGUCAGUCGAAAUAGUGCGUUUCACUGUGAAAGAACUCAUCCUCGGGAAGUGACUCCUCUACCAAGGUGGAUUUCAAUCCUCUAAGAAAGCCAGGACUUCUAAUGCAAGUAACCAGCUCUUAGGUUUUGAAUUUUCAUCUCAGAAGUUUCACUUCACCUCUUCGACAAUAUUUUAUCUGAGCCACUUCAGUAACCUUACGCUCUCAAACCAUUAGAGCAAUCGGCCUGAAGUUUCGCAAGGAUACAAUAUUUCGAAAGGUUCGAGAUUCUUCCGCCAAACUGCAAACGUAGCAGUGUGUCCGUCUCAAUCAGCCGAUUGAGACGAUUUCAUCGGCCAUCCAUCAAGGCCACUCAUCGAGGCCACCUUCAGCCGAAGGUUCCGCCAGUUUCCACCAAUGGUCAAGUAUCGACCAUAUCUGAUCCACAACCGUGUGAGCGGAGACACCCAUCCGCUAAAGGUUGCUGCUAGCCACAGGGGUUAGUCCAGUCCAACCACAUUCCAAGAGGAAUACAAGGAUUCCUCUGCACAGCUACAUCUACAGUUAGGACAUAAAUCCACAAUUGUAGGUGGAUGAUCGGGCCACUCCGUUCCCAGACCGUUGCUUCCGGAAACAAGUUGGUGACAAUCAGCCGAUUGUACCAUCAAACCUCUAAACCGUGAUAACACCCAAGAAAGGAAAGCAUCGUCGUAAAGAAGUACAUUAUCAGUGAAAGGAAAUCAACGAAAUUUCGUGGUAAUCUCUGUGUCCAGUUACAAAGCUGUAGCAAAUGAACAAUUUUAGGGAAAGACGUGUCCCCAGAAAAUAGUAAAAGUGAUUCAUUACAAAGUGCAAGAACUAUAACCUAACGAUCGGAACAAACUUUCUCGAACAUUAAGUACAUUAAAACCUGAAGUGAAAAAAAGUGUUUUACCAAUGCCGAUUGAACAUACUCCAGUGAAAGAAGUAAAUACCGCACAGAUGAUGUCGGAUAUGAAAACCUCAGUUCAUCUACGACAAUAUUUUAUCUGAGCCACUUCAGUAACUGUAACGGUUGACUAAAGUAUACCUUGUCUCUAGUAUACAUUGAUACAAAUGGGUUUCAGUGACGGGAAGACGUAUGCACGGAUGAAAAGAGAAAGCACGAGAGAAUGCGAUAGACUCGGGACCUUGCUGGGGACUGAGCGGGGAGUCGGCCAGUUGAGUUCGGACGGUAACCACGAUCGGUCGACGAUUGAGAGGUCACGCGCGGAGAUUGAAGUUUUCAGAGCGUUCAUCGGGAGCCGUGGAGUUAAAAGCGAAAUCGUACAAUGGCUUCGAGGAUGAAAAUCGUGCAAAUUCGAUCAUUAUAGAAGAGUGUGACGUUUGGUUCAUGAUGGAUGCAGAAUAAUUUAAGGUGGAAUGGGAGCGCGUCCAGGUGCAUUUUUGCUUCGCAUUUUCAAGAGCACCGUUCUCGUCAUCCCCAAAAUACCCGAAAACGAAAAUGCUACUCAAUGUUUACCACGAGUGAGCAAGCCUACUCAUUGCUUUUUCAGCUCUGUUUGUUGUUUAGAUGACGAGAUCCGUGCUUUCGGUAUUUGCAAGGCAGCCAUUGUGAUGGCCAUCUUUGGAUUCGCUCAUAUAUGUCCUUAACAGAAGAAUGUGCCCAUACAGCGGUAUACAGCUGCAUGCUUCGUGCAAGGAUGCUCUAAUGGUGCCCCGCCUGGUAAAUAAUGAGAAGUGGUUGCUACGUGCGGUGUUUUUCAGAGGCUAUUUUGUGCAUGGUACGCUUCGUGCUGGAUACGCUGUGCGAUAGAGAAGCUACGUGCUGGUUAUGCUGUGCUAAGUUGGGCUCC